UUUUUUUUGUGAGAAACACCCGCGAAAAGUACAAGAAAGUUCCAAAACGUGGAUUUUAAUAUUUAAUGAAAAAAAGAAAAAGAAAAAAAAGAAAGUGAAGAAUUAAUUAAGGGAUCAUCGGCGUGGUGGUGUUGGUGUUUUGUAUGGACUGCGAAUUCAGGAGUUUGGAAGCCCAAAUCCCCAUGUACCCUCAACACUCUUCCUCUCCCCAACCCAACCACCCCAUGUACGCUCCUCCUCCUCCUCCCUCCUCUUCCUCCUCUUCCUCCGCUCUCUACCCCAAGCUUGGUCCCAACCAUGGCCGUCCCUUUCCCCAACACCCCCACAACCCACCUCCUCCCUCUUCUGCUUCUUCUGGAUUGGGUAUACGCGUAACUAUAAAGCCGGAGUAUCGGAUCACACCUCCUCCUCAGCUGUCACCAUAUGUAGGAGAGAUACCUCGGAGUAAUUUCCAAUUUGAUUUUGAGCUUGAGAGGAAAAUUCUCGCUGAAGCAGAGAAGGAAAACCAGAACUGGGUGAAGCUUGGGCUGGAAAAUCUUCCAUCGAGGACUCCAGCGUCAACAUCUUCAUCAUCUUCGGUGGGAUCCAUCCCAGACCCUACCGUUGCGAAAUAUAUUGCUUCAGGGCUGAGUCGAGAAGCUGUUACUAUUGCCGUGGGGCAUUAUGGAGACAAUUCCACUAAGGUUCCAGAAUUUGUCAAUGGAUACAAUCUCUUACGAGAGAUGGGAUUUCCAUCGAAGAGCGUUGCUGAUGCUCUAAUAAUGUAUGAGAAUGAUACAGACAAGGCACUGGCACAUUUUCUCAAUGGUUCAUCUUGAGUUAUCCUACACUGAUGAAUUAGAGUGAUGUGGUGUAUUGGUAAGACUGUCAUGGCCAAAUUGUAUGGACCUUUGGGUUCCAGUACUAUUGUACAGCAUAUAAAUGUUUCACAUAAGUUUUUGUUUGCUGAACGAAAAUCAAAUCCCAUGUCGUUGUCAUAGAUAUUUGUGUUUUUUGGCCAUGAAGUUGUAUAGAUGUCUUUCACUCAGUUCACAAUUUAUGUAUACAUCUAUUUAUAAUGUAUUUUUGAUGUUGAUCUUUA
Molecule: messenger RNA, 1081 nt
Organism: Cannabis sativa
Lineage: Eukaryota; Viridiplantae; Streptophyta; Magnoliopsida; Rosales; Cannabaceae
Product: branchpoint-bridging protein
Exons: 5
Coding region: 144-818 (224 amino acids)
Biological process (GO): ubiquitin-dependent protein catabolic process via the multivesicular body sorting pathway
Cellular component (GO): ESCRT I complex
Molecular function (GO): ubiquitin binding
Source: RefSeq, a predicted model, not a curated record